This is a messenger RNA of Catharus ustulatus (Swainson's thrush), 2972 nucleotides long. Its product is annotated as flavin-containing monooxygenase 5-like. The record is from RefSeq and is a predicted model, not a curated record. Lineage: Eukaryota; Metazoa; Chordata; Aves; Passeriformes; Turdidae. The coding region runs from base 708 to 2591 and encodes 627 amino acids. Gene Ontology annotation, molecular function: NADP binding; N,N-dimethylaniline monooxygenase activity; flavin adenine dinucleotide binding. The transcript has 9 exons.
UGCAAAAGAACCAGAAGCCAGCUGACAGCAGAGCAGGAAGAGUAGCACUGCCAGUGCUGCCACCUCUCCAUUUCUGUGCUGAUCCCUUGCUUGGUAAGAUGUUUUUGAUGCUUUUUGACAGAGUGUGGGUUGGCAGCUCAGCACCUCUGCCCCAGGCAGCAAGGGACAGAAGGAGCUUUAUUAAGCUUACUGCAAACAUACUAUGGGUUUUAGAAGGUUAAAACAAUUUCAGCUGCAGAGCUUAGCCCCUCUGCCUUUCUCAGCUCUAUGGCAAAGUUCUCUGCAUAGGGAAGAGCAAAUUCCCCCUGCAAGCCUCAGGGGCUGUCUGGCUGCGAGUGUGCCAGGAGCCAGCAAUGAGUUUGGAUCCACCUGCUCUGUCCCUCCUGCUGCGAGGGAUAACCUUUUCCUUACUGAUGCCACCACCUUCACAACCAGGGACAUCCCACCUCACGCCGAGGUUCCACCGGCCCCAAGGAUUUUGUUUGUUUAGGAGUGAGUGUAUGGGGAUGCUAUGCCGACAUGCCCAGUCCAGGGGAUGUGGAUGACACAGAUCCGUGUGUCACCCCAGCUACCAGAAUUACCGGGCGUGGGUUGAUCCUGAUAAUCCUACGGUAAAAGUUCAGGGCAGCGUUUGUUUACCAAGCACGCAACCACGAGGAGCAGCUGCGUGUCCAUGUCCGUGUCCGUGUCCCCGCGCAGCGCCGCCGAUGGCUCCGAGGCUACCGGAGCACCCAUGCCAGGACCCAACCAGUUCCGGGCUCCCUUUCCCCUCCGGCCGGGAGCCGACCGGCUCUCGGCUUCCUCUCCUCGCCCGUGGGAGGAGUGUCGGAGGGGCCGCCCCGCUCCCGGACGCUGCGCACCAUAAAGGCAGGCCGCGCUCCGGCCCCACGGCUCGGGGCAGCUCGGUGGGGUCCCUCUCCCGGCUCGGUGCCUGCCGCCAGCCUUCCCUGGGCUGCUCAUCGCACGGCCGCAGAGAGGCAGCGGUGGAGCGCAGCAUGGCAAAGAAGGUGGCCAUCAUCGGCGGGGGCAGCAGCGGGCUGUGCGCCAUCAAAGCCUGCCUGCAGGAGGGGCUGGAGCCCGUCUGCUUCGAGAGGACCGCCGACAUCGGAGGCCUCUGGAGGUUUGAGGAGCGCCCUGAGGAUGGCCGUGCCAGCAUCUACCGCUCCGUCAUCAUCAACACCUCCAAGGAGAUGAUGUGCUUCAGCGACUUCCCCAUCCCCGACGACUUCCCCAACUACAUGCACAACUCCAAGAUCAUGGAGUACUUCCGCAUGUACGCUCAGCACUUCGACCUGCUGCGCCACAUCCGCUUCAGGACCAGCGUGUGCCGCGUGUCCAAGCGCCCCGACUUCGCCAGCAGCGGGCAGUGGGAGGUGGUGACGGAGAGCGAGGGCAAGCAGGAGGCGGCCGUCUUCGACGCCGUGCUGGUGUGCAGUGGGCAUCACACGGACGCACAUCUCCCGCUCAGCUCCUUCCCAGGAAUUGAGAAGUUCAAGGGCCGCUACCUCCACAGCCGAGACUACAAGGAUGCUCAGGCUUUCACAGACAAAAGGGUUGUUGUCAUCGGCAUUGGGAACUCAGGGUCAGACCUGGCUGUGGAGAUCAGCCAAACAGCCCAGCAGGUCUUCCUCAGCACCCGCCGGGGUGCCUGGAUCCUCAACCGCGUUGGAGAUCAGGGCUACCCCAUCGACACCAUCUUAACCACCCGCAUGAAGACAUUCCUGCAGAAGCUGGUCAGCUCAUCCAUGGCAUGUGACUACAUGGAGAAAAAGCUGAAUGCCAGGUUUGACCACUCACGUUACGGCCUGAAGCCAAAGCACAGGGUUUUUAACCAGCACCCCACCAUCAACGAUGACCUGCCCAACCGCAUCAUUUCGGGCAGGGUGCGGGUGAAGCCGAACAUCCGGGAGUUCACGGAGACAUCUGCCAUCUUUGAGGAUGGCACCAGGGAAGACAUCGAUGCCGUGGUUUUUGCCACAGGAUACAGCUUCUCCUUCCCAUUCCUUGAGGGCUGUGUGAAGGUGGUGGAGAACCAGAUUUCCCUCUACAAAUUCGUGUUCCCCCCUGACCUGGAGAAGCCAACACUGGCUUUCAUUGGCCUCAUCCAGCCCCUGGGUGCCAUCAUGCCCAUCUCAGAGCUCCAGAGUCGCUGGGCCACCCGUGUCUUCAAAGGGCUGAACGAGCUGCCCCCGCGGCAUGACAUGGAGGCUGACAUUGAGCAGAAGAAAGAAGCGAUGGCAAAGCGGUACGUGAAGAGCCAGCGGCACACCAUCCAGGUGGAUUACAUCCCUUACAUGGAUGAGCUCGCCUGCCAGCUGGGGGUCAAGCCCAGCCUGCUCACACUGUUCCUCACAGACCCUAAGCUGGCACUGGAGGUGGCCUUCGGUCCCUGCACGCCGUACCAGUACCGGCUGCAGGGCCCGGGCGCGUGGGCCGGUGCCAGGGAUGCCAUCCUCACACAGCAGCAGCGCAUCCUCAAACCCCUGCAGACACGACACGUGGAAGAGAGCACUUCAGCAGCUGCCAUGCCGCUCAUCUUCAAGCUGGUUGGGGCCGUGGCCAUCCUGGCAGCUGUUUUUGCUUACUUGUAGGUGCCCUGCAAGCGCAGGAAGGGAGGCUUUGCUAUGUGCUGUGGGACUGGCUGGCCACCCCUGCCCCAGUGGUGGCAGAAACCUUCCUCCUGCCUGGCACGGCCCAGCUGUGACCACACCAUGAGCUAGGGAUGCACAGAACCUCCCCAGCUGCCAAAAUAAUGCUUGGGCUCCUGCUCUGCACCUCCCCUUGGGGAGUGCCGUCACGGACAGAGGAGAAAACCUGUUCACUGCAGGCUAAUUUCCAGUCCCUCUCAGCCAGCGCUCCGGGCUUUUCUGUCCCCUGUAACCCAGCUGUGCCAAUUUUGCCACAUGCUCACCAGAGCUAAGCAGCACAGGCACAGCACACUUUCUAAGUAGAUAAAUGCAUUAAACAGCCAA